Lolium rigidum is the source of this 1823-nucleotide messenger RNA. Its product is annotated as UPF0496 protein 1-like. The record is from RefSeq and is a predicted model, not a curated record. NCBI's taxonomy places the organism in Eukaryota, Viridiplantae, Streptophyta, Magnoliopsida, Poales, Poaceae. The transcript has 2 exons. The coding region runs from base 393 to 1559 and encodes 388 amino acids.
GUGAGAAGCAUUGGGUUGCUUCCGGCGGCGGCCAUAGCCAUUGCUGGCUGCCAUCUCGCCUCCUUCCUCAUGCGUACAAGCCAUCCCCACAUCGCCACCACCACCCUCACCUGACAACAACCACACUCCACAAAACCAGCCCCCUCUCCCCUCCCGUACCCCACUGCAUUCUUCAUUCUUCCCCGAUACCUCGCUUUCUUGAUCCGACGCGCCUCUAAAUUCGCUUCUUCAGCUCUCAGAUUUUCUUUCUACCACUGCGUGCUCCUGUCAAUGCUCGCCGGUUUGCUCCGUCCUGGCUGCUGAGGCGUCUCUGAGUUCCCGAUCUGCUGCAGAUUUCUCGAAAAUCCAGUGAAAAUCCGUUCUUUUUAGCUGGGUCUGAUUCGAUUCCGGCAAUGGGGAACAGCAGCAGCAGCACCGGCGGCAGCAGUAGCAAGCCCCACCGCCCGACGAGCUCGUCGGACCCGGGGCUGCCGCACGCGGCGGCGGCGGAGGACCUGAGCUCCUACGAGGCGGCGUGCCGCUACGACCCGGAGGUGCGCACCUUCGACUCCACGCUGCAGCGCCGCACCAGCCGCGCCAUCUCCACGCUGGCCGUGGGCGUGGAGGUGCGCUCCAUGUCCCUCGACUCCCUCCGCGAGGUCACCGGCUGCCUCCUCGACAUGAACCAAGAGGUGGUCCGCGUCAUCCUCGACUGCAAGAAGGACAUCUGGAAGAGCCCCGACCUCUUCGACCUCGUCGAGGACUACUUCGAGAGCAGCCUCCACACGCUCGACUUCUGCACCGCGCUCGACAAGUGCCUCAAGCGCGCCCGCGACUCCCAGCUACUCCUCCACGUUGCGCUCCAGCGCUUCGACGACGAGGAGAACACCAACGCCGGCGGCGCCGACGCCCCCACCACCGCGCGGUACGCGCGCACGCUGCACGAGCUGCGCCAGUUCAAGGCGGCCGGGGACCCCUUCACCGACGAGUUCUUCCAGGCCUUCCAGGCCGUGUACCGCCAGCAGCUGGCCAUGCUGGAGAAGCUGCAGCUGCGCAAGCACCGGCUCGACAAGAAGGUCAAGAAGAUCAAGGCGUGGCGCCGGGUGUCAAGCAUCAUCUUCGCCAGCACCUUCGCGGCGGUGCUCAUCUGCUCGGUGGUCGCCGCGGCCAUCGCUGCGCCGCCCGUCGCGGCGGCAUUGGCUGCAGCUGCCGCGAUUCCGCUGGGGUCUAUGGGGAAGUGGAUUGACUCCCUGCUGAAAGGCUACCAGGACGCUCUCCGUGGACAGAAGGAGGUGGUGAGCGCAAUGCAGGUCGGGACAUUCAUUGCCAUCAAGGAUUUGGACAGUAUCAGGGUGCUCAUCAACCGGGUGGAGAUGGAGAUCAGCUCCAUGGUCGAUUGCAUCGACUUUGCGGAGCGGGACGAGGAGGCGGUCAAGUUCGGCGUCGAGGAAAUCAAGAAGAAGCUUGAGGCAUUCAUGAAGAGUGUUGAGGAUCUAGGGGAGCAGGCAGAUCGGUGUAGCCGAGACAUCCGCCGGGCCAGGACUGUCGUGCUGCAAAGGAUCAUCCGGCACCCUAACUGACAGAAUAAUAUGAUGAAGGAAUUUGGUGAUAGCGAUGCACAUGGAAAGGUUUAUUUAGCAUGUAGCUUAGACAAGCAAGCCAAGGCAGUGAUCAGUAUCAUAAAGCAAUAAAUGGUGCACUGCGUCCAAACUUCUGUGAAGAAAUAGCCAUUAGAAACUUGAUUAUUUCCUGUUGAACUCCGGUUCUUCAUCGGCGUGACGGGCAUGGCUUUAGUUUAUUUAUUCUAAUAAAAGGAUUUUAUUUGUUAGAAAUUCAGUGUGCUC